CUAGAACUCAUAAUAAGAGAAGAAAUGAAACUCUCUGUCACAUCUUCUCCCUCAAGCAUUUCAAUUCUCUCUUUAAUUUGGGUUUAAAUCACCAAACCCACUUCGUGUUUUCUUCAUAUCUCUUCUGGGUUCCUCAAAAAAUCUAACCUUUUAUUAAAAAAAAAUUGGUAUCACUCACUGGCCACUGCUGAUUCCGACCAGAGAAAAGAAAAAAAUGGAUUUGGAGUUUGCUGUUAAUGGAGAAAGAUUCAAGAUUGAUUCUGUUGAUCCAUCAACGACCUUACUCGAGUUCUUGCGAUUGAAUACUCCUUUCAAGAGUGUCAAGCUCGGCUGUGGCGAAGGAGGGUGUGGUGCUUGUCUUGUAAUGUUAUCAAGAUAUGAUCAAGAGUUAGAUCAAGUGAAAGAAUGUAGUAUAAACUCUUGUCUCACUCUUCUCUGUAGUGUAAAUGGAUGUUCAAUUACAACAUCUGAAGGUCUUGGAAAUACAAAGAAAGGAUUCCACCCUAUACAUAAGCGAUUCGCGGGGUUUCAUGCCUCGCAAUGCGGUUUUUGUACACCAGGGAUGUGUAUUUCUCUCUACUCAGCUCUUUCAAAUGCUGAUAAUAAAGAGUUUACGGUUUCCGAAGCUGAGAAAUCCGUUGCGGGAAACCUUUGUCGAUGCACUGGUUACCGUCCCAUUGUUGAUGCUUGUAAGAGUUUUGCUUCUGAUGUUGAUAUUGAGGACUUAGGGUUCAAUUCCUUUUGGAAAAAAGGAGAUAGCAAAGAGGUUAUGUUGAAGUCUUUGCCUCCUUAUAACCCCAAAGAACAUCUUGUAACAUUUCCUGAGUUCUUGAAGAAGAUAAAGAAGCUUCAUAAUGGUUUGGAUCAUUCGAGGUAUCGUUGGAUAACUCCUUUUAGUGUAGCUGAGCUUCAUAAUAUAUUGGAAGAUGCUGAUUCUAUAGGCUCUUUGAAGUUAGUUGUGGGGAACACUGGGACAGGUUACUAUAAAGAUGAGGAACGGUUUGAUAGAUAUAUUGAUAUUAGUCAGAUUCCAGAGAUGUCAAUGAUCAAGAAGGAUGAGAAAGGGAUUGAGAUUGGAGCCGCUGUUACCAUAUCGAAUGCUAUUGAUGCUUUGAAAGAGGAAAGCAAAUCUUUCUAUGUUUUCAAGAAGAUUGCAGCUCAUAUGGAGAAAAUUGGCAACCAUGCUAUCAGGAACUCAGGGAGUAUUGGUGGUAACUUAGUGAUGGCUCAGAGCAGAAAGUUUCCUUCUGAUAUCACAACGCUUUUGCUCGCUGUAGAUGCAUCGGUGUAUAUGUUAAAUGGCAGGAAAACCGAGAAGAUGAGGCUAGAGGAGUUUCUUGAAUUGCCUUCGGUUUUAGACUCCAAACGCGUUCUUUUAAAGGUUGAGAUUCCAUCAUGUACUGCUGCUUGUGGUGAUGACACAGAAUUUUUCUUUAAAAGCUAUAGAGCUGCACCUCGCUCUAUUGGAAACGCAUUGCCAUAUGUGAACGCUGCUUUCUUUGCGUUAGUGUCUCGCCAAGAACCAUCAAGAAAAGGUGUAACGGUUGAUAAAUGCUUUUUGGCAUUUGGUUCUUAUGGCGGUGAUCAUUCAAUCAGGGCGGUAGAAGUGGAGAGUUUCCUGACAGGUAAAUUACUUAGCUACAGUGUUUUAUAUGAAGCUGUUGGUUUACUUAAAGGAAUCAUAGUUCCCGAGAAAGACACACCGCAUCCCGAGUAUAGAAAAAGCUUGGCUGUUGGGUUUCUUUUCGAGUUUUUCUACCCACUGAUCGAGAGUGGCCAUAGAUUACAUAAUCUUGAUACCGGGAAAUCUCUUCCCUUCCUCUCAUCUUCACAGCAAGUGUUGGAGAGCAAUGAAUAUCAACCUGUAGGUGAAGCAGUUAUCAAAGUUGGAGCAACAUUACAAGCUUCUGGUGAGGCGGUUUUUGUUGAUGAUAUACCGACUUUACAAGACUGUCUUCAUGGAGCAUUCAUUUAUAGCACAGAGCCUUUAGCUAAGAUAAAAAGCAUAAGCUUCAGAGAGAAUGUGACUCCUACUGGAGUUUUUGCAGUUCUUACUUUUAAGGAUAUUCCAGAUCAAGGACAAAACAUUGGUUCCAAGACUGUCUUGGGAACAGGACCUUUAUUUGCAGAUGAACUAACUCGAUUUGCUGGUCAAAGAAUUGCUCUUGUGGUUGCAGACACACAGAAACAUGCAGAUAAGGCAGCAACACUUGCAGUAGUUGAGUAUGAUACAAAGAAUGUAGAAGAACCUAUACUAACUGUUGAAGAUGCAGUGAAAAGAUCAAGCUUUUUCGAGGUUCUUCCAAUGCUUUACCCGGAAUCAGUAGGUGAUGUUUUAAAAGGAAUGGAAGAAGCAGAACGAAAGAUAAUCUCGGCUGAGUUGAGGCUGGGGUCACAGUACUUCUUCUAUAUGGAGCCACAAACAGCACUUGCCUUGCCAGAUGAAGACAAUUGUGUGAAAGUAUUUAGUUCAUCACAAGCACCUGAGUACGUGCACGCGGUAAUUGCUACUUGUCUUGGCAUCCAAGAACAUAAUGUAAGAGUCAUUACUAGAAGAGUUGGUGGUGGCUUUGGUGGUAAAGCUGUAAAGUCAAUGCCUGUCGCAACAGCAUGUGCGCUAGGCGCAUUCAAGUUGCAGCGUCCUGUUAAAAUGUAUAUGAACCGCAAGACUGAUAUGAUAAUGGCUGGAGGAAGGCAUCCAAUGAAAAUAUCUUACAAUGUCGGUUUUAGAUCAGAUGGUAAGCUCACUGCACUGGAGUUUACAAUGCUAAUAGAUGCAGGGUUUGAGACAGACGUAAGUCCAAUCUUGCCACGGAAUAUAAUGGGUCCGCUAAGGAAGUAUGAUUGGGGAGCUUUGUCAUUUGACAUAAAAGUUUGUAAGACGAACUGCCUGAGUAGAACGGCAAUGAGAGCUCCUGGGGAAGUACAAGGUUCAUACAUUGCGGAGUCUAUUAUCGAGAAUGUAGCCUCUUCUCUUCAAAUGGACGUUGAUGCAGUGAGAAAGAUAAACCUUCAUAGUUAUGACAGUCUUAGAAAAUUCUACAAGCAUAUUGCUGGUGAUCCUGAUGAAUAUACAUUGCCUUUACUAUGGGACAAACUGGAGAAAUCUUCUAAAUACAAGGAGAGAGCUGAGAUGGUGAAGGAGUUUAAUGUGUGUAACGUAUGGCGGAAGAGAGGGAUAUCUCGAGUACCUAUUCUCCAUCAAGUUAUGCAGAGGCCAACACCGGGGAAAGUGAGCAUUUUGAGUGAUGGUUCUAUUGUGGUUGAGGUUGGAGGAAUUGAGAUAGGACAAGGAUUGUGGACUAAAGUACAACAGAUGGUUGCUUAUGGUCUCGGUAUGGUUAAAUGCGAAGGAAGCGAAAAGCUGUUGGAGAGAAUACGGGUUGUUCAGUCUGAUACACUUGGUAUGAUCCAAGGAGGUUUCACUGCUGGUAGCACAACAUCAGAGAGUAGUUGUGAAGCUGUAAGGCUUUGUUGUGUUACCUUGGUGGAGAGAUUGAAACCUACAAUGGAUCAGAUGAUGAUUGAGAAGCUUGGUUCAGUGACAUGGAACAUGCUUAUUCAACAAGCGUAUGCUCAGACUAUUAAUUUAUCAGCGAGUACAAUGUAUAAGCCAGAGUAUUCUACUAUGGAAUACCUCAACUAUGGAGUUGGAGUCAGCGAGGUGGAAGUGGACAUUGUGACAGGAAAAACCGAGAUUUUACAGUCCGAUAUCAUUUACGAUAGCGGGAAAAGUCUUAAUCCUGCAGUUGAUUUAGGACAGAUCGAAGGAGCGUUUGUUCAAGGACUCGGGUUUUUCAUGAUAGAAGAGUACACUACUGAUGAGAAGGGACUUGUGGUGCAAGAAGGCACUUGGGACUACAAAAUUCCUACUGUGGAUACAAUCCCCAAACACUUCAAUGUCGAGAUUCUCAACUCCGGUCAUCACAAAAACCGUGUUCUCUCUUCCAAAGCAUCGGGUGAGCCGCCAUUGCUUUUAGCGGCUUCUGUUCAUUGUGCAACGAGAUCAGCUAUUAGGGAAGCUCGGAAACAGUCCCUUUCAUGGAACUACAAUGAAGGGUCUGGUUCGGAUUUUGAGUUGCCGGUUCCAGCGACUAUGCCCGUGGUGAAGUCGCUAUGCGGGUUGUAUAGUGUAGAGAAAUACUUACAAGGGAAGAUCAACGGACAAUAAAGGCAAGCAAAUCUCUCUUGCUGCAAAAUUUACAGUUUUACACAUACUAAAAUUUGUCAUUCAAAAUUUCUUUAUAGAGCGAAUAUAAAUUGUUUUGUGUACAUCUUUGUGCAUAAUACCAAAACCAAAUCAAUAAAUCACUACUUGGAAUGGUUUAUAUUAUGCUUUUCCGAAACUAAAAUGUUCUGUUAAAUAUGUAUGGUUUAAUGAACUUUAACACUCUAA
Messenger RNA from Capsella rubella, 4396 nucleotides. Its product is annotated as abscisic-aldehyde oxidase. The record is from RefSeq and is a predicted model, not a curated record. The transcript is spliced from 10 exons. NCBI's taxonomy places the organism in Eukaryota, Viridiplantae, Streptophyta, Magnoliopsida, Brassicales, Brassicaceae. Gene Ontology annotation, molecular function: 2 iron, 2 sulfur cluster binding; iron ion binding; FAD binding. The coding region runs from base 215 to 4171 and encodes 1318 amino acids.